Molecule: messenger RNA, 3073 nt
Organism: Linepithema humile (Argentine ant)
Lineage: Eukaryota; Metazoa; Arthropoda; Insecta; Hymenoptera; Formicidae
Product: A disintegrin and metalloproteinase with thrombospondin motifs adt-2-like
Biological process (GO): proteolysis
Molecular function (GO): metalloendopeptidase activity
Source: RefSeq, a predicted model, not a curated record
UAAAAAUAAAAAAAAUAUUUUUAAUACAUUUCUUUAACUUUUAAUAAUCAAGAGACCCAACAUUUAUCGGAUAGCGCUGUUCGGCAGUGCUGAUCGUAACGGCUGCCGCGCACAAGGUAAGGAGAGGAAAAGAAACGUAUACUAUGAAAUAAUUUCGAGCUUUGAUGUACACAAUCGUAUAUAAAUGACACAAGUGAUGUUUCUAAACCCAGAUACCAGUACGUGUUAAAUUCGCGAUCUUCUAAGAUACAUGAGUGUUAUAACAUAAUAGAUAUAUAGUAAAUAAUUUUACAUACAAAAAACGUUAAUUAUACACUUUCAAGUAUUUAAAAUAGGAAAACGCGAAAAACAAUAUGUUUUUUAUUUCGAAAUUAGUGUUAAUAAUAAUUUUAUUAAUUGAAACGUAUGCAAAUAUCACGCAAGAUGUCGAAAAAAUAUUGCUACCGGAAUGGAAUCCGAGAAGCGCAGAUGAGAUACCAUUGACUCUGAAUGUUUUUGGAAAAGAAAUUCAAUUAAAACUACGUAGAAACGAACAGAUAGUAUCGUCUAUGUUUAAAGUAUGGAAACAUGACACAAUAAACAUCACAGAAAAGCUGUUGCAAAUAAACGCAUCGGAUCCUUGCUAUUAUCUCCACAAAGAUCAUAUCAGCACUGCGGCCAUAAACUUUUGUCAGGAACAUGGAUGGGAAGGAAUCGUCUAUCUGAAAGACGACAUUUUGGAAAUUAGACCUUUGCGGGAUGACUUUGCGUCUUUGUCCUCAAUCGGUGAUGUUUGCGUUAAAGAUGAAAUUAAUAUUUCAUUUGGCAAACCUCAUCUUAUUAAAAGAUCAUUGCAAUUAUCUGCUGAUUCAAGUUUUCAUAAUUUCGAUAAUUUUAAAAUGAAACGACGUCAUAUACGAAAUACGCUAAGAAAAUUAACUAUAGAAUUAGCUGUUUUCAUUGACGAAAAAACAUAUCGUAAAUUUUUGUCUUUUUUCGACGAAGAUAAGAAACUGUUGCGUAGUAUGAUAUUAGCGUAUGUGAAUCGUAUUCAAGCUAUGUUCCAACAUUCGAGUUUGGGUGUUUCUUUCGAUAUUUCAUUGGUGUGUUUGGAAAUUGUGAAAAAACGAUCGCUAUAUUUGCCAGUUAAAUACAACGUUUAUAGUCUGCUCGACUCGUUCUGCCAAUACGCAGCAGCUCGCAAUCCUUCAGACGACGAUGAUCCACGUCACUGGGACAUAGGUCUUUAUCUAACCGAAUUAGAUUAUUCGAUGACUGCAUACGGCUUUGGAUAUUCCUACACAGAUGGCAUGUGCCAACCAAAUAUAUCGUGCGCAAUAAUAAAUUUCAGUAUUACACCUGGGCUAUCGUUGGGUUUUAUAUCGUCCCUUAUUGCUGCUCAUGAGAUCGGCCAUGUCUUAGGAAUGCUAGACAAUUCACUAGCGGAUGAAAAAACGGAAUACGUAAUGCCACCCCAAUGCGACCCUUACCUACCCCACUCUUACGGACAGCCAACAUGGUCCGAGUGUAACCGUGAUACAAUUGAAAAACUCUGGAAUGAACUCGGAAAAGAACACGGGAAAAACUGUCUUCGAGAUCGUACGACACCGGAGAAACUCGAACGAUACGACCAUUCGCGUUAUCAUAAUUUGCCCGGAAAAGAAUGGACCGCCAAAGCACAAUGCGAACUUUAUUUUGGCGACAAAAAUGCGAACGUAGUCUCGUUGCAUGAUGUAUGUAAAAUGUUACAAUGUGAAACGUCUCACAAGGAUGAGUCUACAUUCACGGGACCAGCGUUAGAAGGAACUUAUUGCGCAGUAGGAAAGGAAUGUCGCGGAGGAGAAUGCGUGCCCGUUCUCGAACCGCCAUAUAUUCUCAGUUAUUGUGAUGUUGAUAACUGGAGUAAAUGGAAAAUAAGUACUUGUAAAAGUAAUUGCUUAAAGGAUUCUAAAGGCGUAAGACACAAACGACGUUUUUGCAAACAUGGGAGUCGCAGAACGGCCAGUUGCGGAGAACCAUAUUACGACAUGAUUUUGUGCGAUGACUCGAAAUUGUGCAAUUUUGAAAAUCGCACGACAAUCUCCGAGUUUGCUCUUGCGAAAUGCAUUGAAUUCAACAAUGUUAUAAAGCAUUUAAAAUUUAAUAUCAAAGAGGAAUUGGAAAUGGAACCGGGAUUUCAGAACUAUUAUAAUGUCAAUGAACCGUGGUUAGCCUGUACUAUCCACUGUAAACGAAAAAAUUUAUAUUCUUUCUACGCACCACGCUUUGAAAUGCUCAGCGUUGGUAUCGACCCAUAUUUUCCAGAUGGAACGCUUUGUCAUUAUGAAAAUAGCAAGAGAUAUUACUGCCGCCAACAUUAUUGUCUGCCUGAAAGCUAUGAUAAAGAAUAAUUGUUAAAAGAUUAUCGACGUGUGAACGGAGAUCGAAAAUGCAGAAAAUUAUGAAGAGCGCGUAAAUCAGUCUAGAAUUGUUGGACAAUUUGUUUGGUAACAAAUAUUCGAUCGGAUAAUAUGUCGUUGUUAACAUCCGUUUCGCGUAUUAUUCAUACCGUGCUUAAUAAAGACAAAUAAACGAAGAAUUACGUCGAUUAUCAGCAUUUAAAACUAAUUUUGUCGAUUAGACUUAGAAAAAAAUAGACAAGAUAAUAGGUUAUAUUUGACAUGUUUAUAAAACGGGAAAAUUAAUAGAUAAAUAAAGUAAAGAUACUUUUAUUUUGUAUAACACAAUGUGUCGAAAAAAGAUGAACGAGAACUACAAGUAACAUAUUAUUUUAUGUACUCCAAUAGUUUAUCAAUGUUUCAGUAAUAUUUAUAUAGAAACAAUUAAUAAGCGAAAAAAAUAAAAAGAGUUUAUUACGUAAUUAAAAAAUAUUCAAUAUUAUUUAGUAAAAAUAGUUAUUUAUUUAUUGAACUCAUAAGCUCCAUAACCGAAUAUGGCACGAUGUUAGAAACGGAUAAAUUGCAAUAUAUUUCUAUCUUUUUGCUAGAUAAAUGGCUCAUGUAUCUCCCAGUUAUCUCGCGUGAUAAUAGAAUUUGGAAGUAUUCAGUUUGAGAUCCGUUUCAGAUUUAGGCUGUGUUUCAAAAUUCACUGCCAG